Schistosoma bovis is the source of this 1453-nucleotide messenger RNA. NCBI's taxonomy places the organism in Eukaryota, Metazoa, Platyhelminthes, Trematoda, Strigeidida, Schistosomatidae. The record is from the annotation of a GenBank genome assembly.
AAAACAUAUAGGAAUGCAUGGAGGGUUUUUAAAUUUUAGCCACAUGGGUGAUGGGCUUAUUGUUCACAAAGUUUUGGAGGCUUUUCAACUCUCGAGACUAUAAAGUCAUAAUUUUGGGGUUGGAUAAUGCUGGAAAAUCUACUAUUUUGUACCAAUUCGUUCUCAAAGAAGCUGUACAGACUUCUCCCACCAUUGGAAGCAAUGUUGAGGAAGUAAAGUGGAAGAAUCUGCAUUUCGUAAUGUGGGAUAUUGGUGGACAAACUUCUGUUAGGGCUUCCUGGACCACAUACUUUGCAGGCUCAGACUUUGUCAUUUUAGUUGUUGACAGUACAGAUCGAGAACGUCUAUACCUGACUAAACAGGAGCUGUGUAAACUACUAGUUGCUGAGUUGAAACGCUCGAAAAUGUUGAUUUUUGCCAAUAAACAAGAUGUCUCUGGCUGCAUGUCUGUUGCUGAAAUCAGUCACAAUCUAAACCUUACGUCUAUUAGGGACCACCCAUGGCAUGUACAGCCUUGUUGUGCACUCACAGGAGAAGGGCUUCCCCAAGGUUUAGAUUGGAUCGCUACUCAAAUUGGGCGAUAACAAUGAAGGUUUUUAUUAUUCUUAUCUUCAUUUUCGAUAUACAUUUCUGUAAUUAUGAUGUUAAUUGGUUAGCGUAGUCAAGGAAGUCAUGUUCAAGUUACGUUUAUCACCGAUGUGAGUUCGUUUGCAGUUGUCGAUAUUUUUUAUAGAAGUUAGUAUUGGAAAUAUUGUUACUUUGAUCUUCCUACGUUUAUUUGUCAAAUUCGAUGAUUCCUUAACUAUAUCUAUCCUAUUUUCUGUAAAUUGUUUGUCUCAUAAUAUUUCCUGUAGUAACAUUAUGUCGCUUGUACAGAAUUUAGUGUGUUUAUUUAUUUCCACUUAACUUGAUGCUGUAACAUUUAGGUGAAAGAAUUUUUUUUAAAAAAAACAAAAGCCAAUAGGAUUAAUAUUUUUGUUUUCCUCUUUUAUGCUGAAGUUUUUGCUUAGUGAAUAUAAAAGUAUUACAAUUAUUUUUCAAAUUAAUUUAUUUAUUCGUACACUUACAUUUCGAUAAGUAUUUUUUCACUUCUGUUUUUUUUGUCAUAUGCAGGCAUUCAAUAAUUUCAUGUUUAGAAACUCAAAUGUUUUAUAAGUUGCGUAUUUUUAUUUAAAUAGCUAUAUGCACCGUGUAUAUAUUUAAGUUUCUGCUUUCAUGAUUUCUAAUCUUUUAGUAUCCACCUUUAUAAUGUUGAGAUGCAGUGUAAAUUAGAUGUUUUAAAAUGCAGUCGCCAAAAUAUAACUGUUGUCUGUCAUUACUCGUUACUUUGAGCGUGUAUCUAAUGUUUAGAUAUGCUUUUCCUUUGUUACUAUUGCUUCUGUUUGCUAAGAUAACGAAAAUAAACAAAAGAAAUGAAGAGAGGUGGUGUGAGUUGUCUUGUUCCAUAAAACCA